CGCACACGCAGGUCAAUGCUAUUCCCAUCGCCGCCAUGAGCCUCAGUGUGCCGUCGAGGCGGCUGCUCCGGGGUGCCCCGGCGCUCUCGUCAGCCUGCCCGACGACGACGACGAUGAUGGCGACGACAACAACGACGAGGCUGCUCCCAGCGCUGCAGUCACUCUCCCUCGCACCCACCGCCGCCCCGUCCCGCGCACUUCACACAACCCCGUCUAACCAGUGGUUCUGGAAGCGGAAUAAACCCGCCGAGGAGUCCCCCAUCAUGGAUCAGGUGCAGGGCACCCAGGAGACCCGCAAGGCCCUGGUCAAGAGCCUCACGUCGCGCGUCGAGGGCCCCGCCAUUUUCGAAGACGAGCUCAAGGAUACCGCCGCUCCCACCGAGCCCGGAGCCGUCGGGCAGCGCCAGCCCGCCACGUACACCCGCGCCGGCGCGUCGCUCGUCCGCGAGCACCUCGCCCGCGCCGUCGACCCGGACCCGCGCAGCCGCGUCCGCUGGGAGCGCAAGAUGGUCAUCCGCCAGGUCCACCGCGGCACCGACCCCUACAGCGUCGAGCCGCGCGCGGAGCGCAUCGCGCGCACCGAAAGGAAGCUGACGAGCAAGUCGCCCUGGCUCGCCACCAGCACCAAGAAGCUGGUCAAGCUGGCCCACCAGAUCCAGGGCAAGACCGUCGAUGAUGCGAUUGUGCAGAUGCGCUUUAGCAAGAAGAAGAUGGCGCAGGAGGUGCGGUACCAGCUCGAGCUGGCCCGCGACUUGGCCAUCGCCGAGCGCGGCAUGGGGCUGGGCUCCAAGAGCGCUGCUGCGAACGGAGAAGGGGAAGGGGCAGCGGCAGCGGCAGCGGAAGGGGAAGUGCGGCAGAGCGAGAACAAGAAGGUGAUCGAAAUCAGGACGAAGGACGGCAAGUGGGUCAAGAUCGACGAUCCGACGCGCAUGUACGUCGCCGAGGCGUGGGUGAACCGCGGGCCGUGGAGAGGCAAGUUGAUCGACUACCGCGCCAGGGGGCGGACCUACAUCAAGCAGAGGCCGACGGCGAGCAUCUCCAUCGUUCUCAAGGAAGAGAAGACCCGGAUACGCGAGCACGAAGAGCGCGUGGCCAAGCAGCUCCGCCAGGGCCCUUGGGUCCACCUCCCGGACCGUCCCGUCACUGCCCAGCGGCAGUACUAUUCGUGGUAAAUUAGGCGCUGAGGCAUCUUGGAGCGCAGAUCAUGUAUCACGGCUGGCUGCAGAUUGGGCGCUUACCCCCCACCGGGCAAUGAAAGCUGUCUCGCAGCUGACUUGUACCAUUACCGACGCGGCAGGGCAACAAGCACCCGUGCCAGCGUUUUUGUUUCGCCACAUUGGCGAGGCAUAUGUACAAAUAUACGGAAUAUAAAGAGCAGUUUCCGCUAGGGGC
This is a messenger RNA of Thermothielavioides terrestris NRRL 8126, 1392 nucleotides long. RefSeq lists its product as uncharacterized. The transcript is spliced from 3 exons. Gene Ontology annotation, cellular component: ribosome; mitochondrial large ribosomal subunit. Gene Ontology annotation, molecular function: structural constituent of ribosome. The record is from RefSeq and is a predicted model, not a curated record. NCBI's taxonomy places the organism in Eukaryota, Fungi, Ascomycota, Sordariomycetes, Sordariales, Chaetomiaceae. Gene Ontology annotation, biological process: translation; ribosome assembly. Bases 36 to 1172 code for a protein of 378 amino acids.